Durotheca rogersii is the source of this 1032-nucleotide messenger RNA. RefSeq lists its product as uncharacterized. The coding region runs from base 1 to 1032 and encodes 343 amino acids. The record is from RefSeq and is a predicted model, not a curated record. The transcript has 2 exons. NCBI's taxonomy places the organism in Eukaryota, Fungi, Ascomycota, Sordariomycetes, Xylariales, Xylariaceae.
AUGUCGAAGAAGUCGACGUUCACGACCAUCUCGCCGCUGCCGGCGGGGGUGUCGCGGGAGGUGGUGAUCGAGUUCCUGCACAACCACGUGGAGAUGAUCGACCUCAACCCCCUCGUGAUCGAGCGGCACCCGAUCGCGCCGCCGCCGCACGCGCCCCCCGAGGAGCAGGCCUGCGUCUGGUGGAGCAUGACCGACAAGAUCUCCUACCUCCCCGGCGGCGUCGUCACCGGCGACAUCACCUACUCCGCCGCCUUCAACGACCUUCCCAACGGCGUCCAGACCCACUGCUACGCCCCCAUGGGCACCGACAUCCGCGAGCGCUGGAGCCUCGGCGGCACUCUCCCCGGCGAGCCCCUCGAACCCGUCGAGCUCGGCAUCGGCGCGCCGCGCCAGGGGCUCUACCUACGCGAAGAUGUCGAGCUCCGGUGCAACUUCGUCAUGUCGUCCUUCGUCAAGAAGACGCUCAAGAAGGCCCACGGGACGCUCGUCGACCGGCUGCUGCAGAAAUCCAAGGCCGCGAGCGAAGCUGCUGCCGCCGCUGCCGCUGCCGCUGCCGCUGCGACCGCGACUACCAGCAACAGCAACGGCGUAGCCGCCGGCGGUACCGGCACCGGUGCUGGCGCCCGGCCGAUCCUCGAGCACCACUUCCACCACCGCACGGUCUCGUCGCCCGACGGCACGAGCCUGUACAGCAGCGGGAGCAUCCAUUCGAGCCACUUCGCGAACCCGACCGUCUCCACGUCGCCCACGUACACGUCGCCCAGCGGCCCGCAGUUCGGUGAGGACGGCAGCGGCAGCCGCGGGUCGCCGUACGGCCACCACCCCAGCCUGAGCCUCGGGAGCAGCGGCUUCGCGCCCGAGCCGCUGCGCGUGAACAAGACGUGGGCGCGGCACUCGGCGCCCCAGUCCCAGUCCCAGUCCCAGCCCCCGCGCCACCAGCACAGCGCCAGCGUGUCGAGCGACAAGGGCCCGCGCGGCGGCCGCGCGUACGCCCCGCCGGGGCAAAAGGACUUCAUCGCGGAGCUGGAGUAA